AUGUUUGAGAACCUGUGCACUCUGCCCCUGAGUGCUGACAUCUUCACCCAGGCCAUCCACCCAGAUGAGCCUGUGCUGGCCGUGGGCUUGUCGACUGGCCACGUCGAAUGCUUCAGACUACCGGCCUCAGAGCGCAGCUUAGAUGACGACGCUUCAGCUGAUGUCAGCGUCCUGUCCGACGGCAAGGGCACCAUAGACAGCAUUUGGAGAACACGUCGGCACAAGGGCAGCUGUCGAGCGUUGGGAUUCAGCCUCGAUGGGUCUGCUCUCUACUCGGCAGGUUCAGACUCUCUCCUCAAGCACUUCUCCCCCACGACUGGUCAGGUGGUCUCCAAAUUCGCAAUACCCCAGCACAACAACACAUCCGACCCAGCAACCUUGCUACAUGUCCUUUCGCCCGAGACGCUGCUCUUGGGUUGCGACUCGGGAGCUCUGCACCUUCUUGAUCUGCGGGAUCACGCCCUGGUCUCACGCAGACCCCAACAGACACAUCUCCCCCACUCUGACUUCAUCUCGUCGGUCGCACCUCUUCCACCCAGCGAUGCGAGCACCAGCGGUUUCAGCAAGCAGUGGGUCAGCACCGGUGGCACAACUCUGGCUGUGACCGAUAUACGUCGUGGCGUCCUGGUCAGGAGCGACGAUCAAGAGGACGAACUUCUCAGCUCCGCCUUCAUAUCGGGUCUAGGUCCCAAGAAGAACAGAGACAAUGGUAUCGUUGCCGUGGGAACUGGAACCGGCGUGCUUACCUUGUGGGAUAAGGGCGCAUGGGACGACCAGACGGACCGCAUCAUUGUGGACCGAAAUGGGGAGUCUUUGGAUUGCAUGGCGCAACUGCCCGACACCAUCACGUCCGGCAAGAAGCUCGCUAUCGGUGUCGGCGAUGGAACGGUGAGGCUGGUCGACCUGGCCAGACGCGAAGUCGAGGGCACCUUCCAACACGACGAGGUUGAAGCAGUUGUCAGCGUCGUCUUUGACUGCCAGGGACGCAUGAUUACCGGUGGCGGCACUACAGUCAAGGUCUGGGAAGAAGCUGGCAUGGUGGGCGGAGGCGACAGCGAUGAAGACGAGGACGAGGACGAGGACGAAGAUGAUGACGACGAUGGUGAUGAUUCUGAUGGUUCACAAUCCAAAGCAUCGACGAAAGGCAAGCGCCAGGCCGACAGUGACGAAAACUCCGACUCAGAUAGUGAUGACGAAUCACGGAGAAAGGGCAAGAAGAAGCGCAGAAAGGGUAAGGGAGCCCCAGAUCUUGGACCUCACGGUGCCCAUGGUAUUCUGAAAUUCAGCGGACUGUAA
This is a messenger RNA of Truncatella angustata, 1296 nucleotides long. Its product is annotated as WD repeat domain-containing protein jip5. The record is from RefSeq and is a predicted model, not a curated record. Lineage: Eukaryota; Fungi; Ascomycota; Sordariomycetes; Amphisphaeriales; Sporocadaceae. The coding region runs from base 1 to 1296 and encodes 431 amino acids. The transcript is spliced from 2 exons. Gene Ontology annotation, molecular function: protein binding.